Messenger RNA from Jatropha curcas, 977 nucleotides. NCBI's taxonomy places the organism in Eukaryota, Viridiplantae, Streptophyta, Magnoliopsida, Malpighiales, Euphorbiaceae. The record is from RefSeq and is a predicted model, not a curated record.
AAACUAUAGAAAAGGUUGUAUAAGAUUCAAAAUAACGUUUAAGCGAAACCAGAUAUAUUCGUAAAAACUCAGCAUCGAAUACACUAAUUUUGUACUUGUCCACAACUUAUAAAUCGGAACCAUCCACUGCAAAAUUAAUAUCUCACAACCAAUAAGAAAAUUACCGUUGUUUCAUUCAGUUUCUUCCUCAUAAUGUCUGGCUAUCCCCAUCAACCACCCAGUUACGGCUACGGCGCGCCACAGCAACCAUACGGCGCCUCUCCAUCGCCACCGCAACCUUACGGCGCCGCUCCACCUUACGGUGCGCAACCACCAACUCAGCCUUACGGCGGUCCAUCAGCUCCUUACGGGGCUCCCUACGCACACCCUCCAGGCGACAAGCCCCCAAAGGACAAGCCUCACUCCUCUGCUCCGGGCAGCUACCCACCGUCGGCUGCUUAUGGUAGCCCAUUCGCCUCCCUAAUGCCCUCGGCUUUCCCUCCAGGCACGGAUCCCAACGUCGUCGCGUGCUUUCAACUCGCCGAUCAAGACGGUAGCGGAUUUAUCGACGAUAAGGAGUUGCAGAGAGCUCUAUCGACUUAUAAUCAGAGCUUCAGUUUGAGGACCGUUCAUCUUCUCAUGUACCACUUCACCAACACCAACACAAGAAAGAUCGGUAAGAUUUCAAAUUUUUUCCCCUUUCAUUUCCAGUUUCCCUUUCCAUUUCAUUUUGGAGCGCGCAAUUUAGCAUAAAAUUGUUACUAGUUUCUAAUUUGUGCCGAGUGUUGAGGAUAGACUAGAGUAACCAGUAUGGCGUCGGACCGUCGGUUGCUUAAUUACGCUUGAAUUGAUGUGGCUUUUGGAUUCAUCCGAGCAUAAUACACGUGGAAGCGCCUUAUAAAUCUCUGAUUUUUUUUUUUUUUUAUAAUUUAAACAUUAAGUUCUUUAGUUAGGUCACUAACUCUGGGCCCACUUUGUUCGUAUUUAUUUUUGACGCG